Messenger RNA from Brachypodium distachyon (stiff brome), 1459 nucleotides. RefSeq names its product indole-3-glycerol phosphate synthase, chloroplastic. The record is from RefSeq and is a predicted model, not a curated record. Lineage: Eukaryota; Viridiplantae; Streptophyta; Magnoliopsida; Poales; Poaceae. The coding region runs from base 123 to 1259 and encodes 378 amino acids. Gene Ontology annotation, molecular function: phosphoribosylanthranilate isomerase activity; indole-3-glycerol-phosphate synthase activity. The transcript is spliced from 10 exons. Gene Ontology annotation, biological process: L-tryptophan biosynthetic process.
CCAGACUCCCUUCUGCGACGAAGCUACCCAUCGGCGACUGCCUCCGCCCCCCGUAGUAUCCCACCAACCCCCACCUACUCCGCCACCUCUGACCCAGUCCUCCUAAACCUCCUCUUCGGGCAAUGGAAUCCCUCCUCGCCUCGACUUCCCUUAGGGCUUCUUCCUUCCCCGCCGCGGCGGCCGCCGCCGCUCGUUCGCCGGUGCCGUCGAGGGUUGCGACCCUUGCCACCACCCGCGCUCGCCCUCUCUGCUGCGGCCCCAAGGACACUAUUGAGGCGCUGGCCCGGGACGAGAUGCUGAAUGCGGUGGAACUGGUCCAGUGGGAGAAUGGCAAAUCCGUCAACGACAUAGCUGCUAGUCAAGGAAUCCGUAUCCGUCGGCACUGCCGUCCUAAUUCCUCCAUGAAGGCCAUCGAGGAGGAAAUGGGAGAACCGCGCAACAUUCUCGAGAAGAUCAUUUGGGACAAGGAGAUUGAAGUAGCCGAGGGGCACGCAAAGAAGCCUCUGAAGGAGGUGAUUGAGUCUGCUGGGAAGGCCCCUCCUACAAGAGACUUCUAUGGUUCUUUGAAAGCAGCCUACAGGCGUAAUGGGGUACCAGCGUUGAUUGCUGAGGUCAAGAAGGCAUCACCAAGUAGGGGCGUACUCAGAGAGAACUUCAAUCCUGUUGAAAUUGCUCAAGCUUAUGAAAAGAAUGGAGCUGCGUGCUUGAGCAUUUUGACUGAUGAGAAGUAUUUUCAGGGAAGUUUUGAGAAUCUUCAGAAGGUGCGCAAUGCUGGAGUGAAGUGCCCUCUUCUGUGCAAAGAGUUUGUCGUUGAUAAAUGGCAGAUCUAUUAUGCCCGCUCAAUGGGUGCUGAUGCAAUUCUGCUAAUUGCUGCUGUACUUACUGACCUCGACAUAACAUACUUCCUUCGGAUAUGCAAGGAGUUGGGAUUGACAGCUCUUAUUGAGGUUCACGAUGAAAGGGAAAUGGAGCGUGUACUGAACAUAAAUGGUGUUCAGCUUAUUGGCAUCAACAACCGCAGCCUUGAGACAUUUGUAGUGGAUACAUCGAACACAAAGACAUUAUUGGACAAGCACGGUGAUAUCAUCAGGGAGAAGGGAAUAUUGGUUGUUGGCGAAUCAGGGCUGUUCAACCCAGAUGAUGUUGCUUAUGUACAGAAUGCUGGAGUCUCUGCUGUCUUGGUAGGAGAAUCCCUGGUGAAGCAAGAAGACCCUGGGAGAGCCAUUGCCGGGCUCUUUGGGAAAGAAUUGUCGCAGUGAUAGAAGAUCGGUUGGACUUGUUGGUGCCUUGGUAUAGACUAGCAGUAGCUGCCAAACUGCAGCAUGAAUAAUGUUUUCUUGUUUUCUUUUGGAUGAGCGAUGACAGUAUGAUAAUUUUUGAGUGAAGGGAAUGGACAUAUCAUCUUUUUUGGCGACUAAUAAACAUAUGGUCUAUACACAUGAAAAUUCAUAAUUUGUCA